GCGCAGGCCGCUCGAGCCGGCAGUCUCCCAGCACAAGCCGCCCAGUUCGCAGGCCAGUCCGCUCCGUCUCCGACUGUCUCCGACACCCAGUCCGCGCCCAGCUCUCGUGUCCCGUUCGCGCACGCGGUCGUGUCCCGGUCUCUUCACCACCACCACCAACACACAAACUCCCUCACCAUGGCCGACGGUGGCGUCAAGAGAAACAUCCCCAUCAAGCACAUGGGCGACUUCAGCGUCCUGGACUCCGAGUUCAGCAACAUCCGCGAGCGCUUCGACAACGAGAUGAAGAAGAUGGAGGACGAGAUGACACGCUUCCGGUCGGAGCUCAUGAACCACGAGAGCAACUUCUUCAAGACUUCAACCAGGUAAGCAAGCGACGCCCGAGCGA
Molecule: messenger RNA, 388 nt
Organism: Frankliniella occidentalis (western flower thrips)
Lineage: Eukaryota; Metazoa; Arthropoda; Insecta; Thysanoptera; Thripidae
Exons: 1
Coding region: 178-369 (63 amino acids)
Source: RefSeq, a predicted model, not a curated record